GGGCGGCCCCGCUCCAGCCCCGCGCCGGACGAGGACGCCGAGGCGGCGGGAGCCGAGCAGGGUGGUGAUUCUACAGAAGCAACCGCCAAACCAAAGAGAAGUUUUUAUGCAGCAAGAGAUUUGUACAAAUACCGACACCAGUAUCCACAGAACUUCAAAGAUAUCCGAUAUCAAAAUGACUUGAGCAAUCUUCGUUUUUAUAAGAAUAAAAUUCCAUUUAAGCCAGAUGGUGUUUACAUUGAAGAAGUUCUGAAUAAAUGGAAAGGAGAUUAUGAAAAGCUGGAGUACAAUCAUACGUACAUUCAGUGGCUUUUCCCUCUGAGAGAACAAGGCUUGAAUUUUUAUGCUAAAGAACUGACUACAUAUGAAAUUGAGGAAUUUAAAAAAACAAAAGAAGCAAUUAGAAGAUUCCUCUUGGCCUAUAAAAUGAUGAUAGAGUUUUUUGGAAUAAAAUUGAUAGACGAAACUGGAAAUGUGGCCCGGGCCACGAACUGGCAGGAACGGUUUCAGCAUCUGAAUGAGUCCCAGCACAACUAUUUAAGAAUCACUCGUAUUCUUAAAAGCCUUGGUGAGCUUGGAUAUGAAAGUUUUAAAUCUCCUCUUGUAAAAUUUAUCCUUCAUGAGGCUCUUGUGGAGAAUACUAUCCCCAAUAUUAAGCAGAGUGCUCUGGAGUACUUUGUUUAUACGAUCAGAGACAGAAGAGAAAGGAGAAAGCUGCUACGGUUUGCGCAGAAACAUUACACACCUUCAGAGAAUUUUAUCUGGGGGCCACCGAAGAAGGAACAAUCUGAGGGAAGCAAAGCCCCCAAAAUGCCCACACCUCCUGGCUCUGGUCACAGCAAUCAAACUUCUAUGCACAAAAAAUCCAAGGAGUCUAAAAAUGCCUCCUCAGCUGUUCAUUUAAAUAGCAAAACAGCAGAAGAAAAAAAAGUGGCCCCUAAAGAGACGGGUGAGGAGGCAGAGAAGCCCAGAGCAGAGCCCAGUGAGGAAGCUGCCAAGUCCAGAAAUGGCGAGAAGGACAGUGAUGGUGAAAAUUCGAAUUCCCAACCAGAAAAAACCAUUGACAGUCCCACAAAGAAAAAUGAGAACAGUUCCCCUUCUGAAAAAGAGGAAGAGGAUGAAAAUACUAGCAAAAACUGUGAAAAUCCUGGGAAUGCAAGUUCCUAA
Molecule: messenger RNA, 1167 nt
Organism: Elephantulus edwardii (Cape elephant shrew)
Lineage: Eukaryota; Metazoa; Chordata; Mammalia; Macroscelidea; Macroscelididae
Product: opioid growth factor receptor-like protein 1-like
Exons: 1
Cellular component (GO): membrane
Molecular function (GO): opioid growth factor receptor activity
Source: RefSeq, a predicted model, not a curated record